ACAUCCGGGUAAACUUGGUUGGACAAACCGGUGCUCUGCUGUUGUCCCUGGAAAACAUACAUAUGUUCAUAUAAUCUUACGUUACAUCGUUUACACACAAGGCUGGGCGUCUACAACAGUACGAGGACAUGGAGACUGCUGUGAUCAAUCUUCACAGUGUUUUUGAAAGCCUGCGGACACAAGCUGAUAUUCUCAAUGAAAGCAUUGAGCCCCAGUUCAUUCAGAUGGCCCUGAACUUUGAGGACAGUCGUCGUAAAUGGCUGAGACUCGAGCAUGAGCUAAAUGCAUGUAAGGAGGUGCUCACCAAGGCAGAGACAGAGCGAGGAGCAUUGGAGGUCAAACUCAAACAUGCCCGCAACCAAGUGGAUGUGGAGAUCCGCCGGAGACAGAAAGCUGAGGCUGACUGUGCAAAACUGGACCGUCAGAUCCAGCUCAUCCGGGAGCUGUUGGUGACCGAAGGCUCCAGUAACAGCAUCCAGUUAAAUGAGGAGCAGCGCUCCGCUCUGGCCUUUCUAAAUGCCCGUUCCCAGAAUCCCACAAACCUCAACACUAGUCGACGACUGACCACCAUUGAUGAAUCAGCGUCUAUCUUGUCUGACAUCAGCUAUGAUAAAACUGAUGAUUCUUUGGACUGGGACUCUUCUGCAAUCAGGACAGUUCGUCUCAAGAAACGACAAAAGAGGCGCUCCUCCCGAAACCACACAGAAGGCCCGCCUGCUGGUGCCAAGAGGUCCCGCUCCACUGGCCGAACCUCUGAGAAAGGUAAUGAGUCUCUGGUGGCUAAGACCACCGUGACGGUGCCCGCUGAUGGCGGACCCAUUGAGGCUGUCACCACAGUGGAGGCUGCUCCGUACUGGACCAGGAGCCGCAGAAAGACUGUUGUUCAGGAGUGGGACACUGCUGACACCGACUCUGUUCAGUCUAUGGAUGUGUUCAAGCAUCCCAGUCAGCCCAAUGGAGAGAGCAGGGCAGAGCCCAGCACUCCCCAGGGCAACGGAGGUGUCCGUCUGCAUGAGUUUGUCUCCAAAACGGUGAUCAAACCAGAGUCUUGUGUGCCAUGUGGUAAGAGGAUCAAAUUUGGGAAGAUCUCUCUAAAGUGCAGGGAUUGCCGUGUUGUGUCCCACCCCGAAUGCCGCGAGCGCUGCCCUCUGCCCUGCAUUCCAAACAUGACUGGGACUCCUGUUAAAAGUGAAGAGGGCACCCUUGCAAGCUACGUGUCCUCCACCUCUCCCAUGAUUCCUUCACUAGUGGUGCACUGCGUUAAUGAGAUUGAGCAGAGAGGCCUACGUGAGACUGGUCUUUACCGGGUGUCUGGCUCUGAUCGAGUGGUCAAAGACCUGAAAGAGAAGUUCCAUCGUGGGAAAACCGUUCCCCUGCUCAGCAAGGUGGACGAUAUCCAUGUCAUCACAGGCCUCCUCAAGGACUUCCUGAGGAGCCUAAAAGAACCCCUGCUAACCUUCCGCCUCAACCGUGCCUUCAUGGAUGCUGCUGAGCUGUCUGAUGAUGACAACAGCAUUGCCUUAAUAUAUCAGAACAUCAGUGAUCUUCCUCAGCCCAACAGAGACACUCUGGCCUUCCUCAUCAUUCACUUGCAGAGAGUGGCCCAGAGCACGGAUACAAAGAUGGACGGCACUAAUCUGGCUCGUGUAUUUGGACCUACAAUUGUGGGUCAUGCCGUGCCCGACCCAGAGCCAAUGACCAUCCUGCAAGACACAAAACGACAGCCAAAAGUGGUUGAGCGUCUCCUCAGUCUGCCUGUGGAGUACUGGAGUCAGUUUAUGAUCGGCAACAACGACCAAGCUCACAAUCACAUGAUCAUUGAGAACGCCAAUGUCCACGCAACUCCUGAUCAUAAAACAAGUAUGUUUGGGCCCGUGACGACUCCUGACCAGCAGAUGAGCAAGACCCCAUCGUCCAGCUCUCUCUCCCAACGCAUGAAGAACGCAACUCUCAACGCAAUCACUCCAAAGUUUGCUAGCAGGAGCAGAGCUCCAGGCAGCGUCUCUCGCCAGGGGAACUUCUUCGCCUCGCCUCUCCUGAAGUAGCCCUGAAGCAGUUCAGCUCUUCAUGGAUAAGAGUUUUUCUUUUCUUUGGGAAACAGCUGCAAUAUAUUACAUUGUCCUACUAGCGUAUCGUAUGUCUGGUUUGUCCAUCAAUUCAAACCAUUUUAACUCUACUCUUUUUAUCUUACCUCUUUUUAGUUUUCUUGUAACAUUUGUAUUUUAGUCACUUUUAAAUGUUUUAACGUACUAUUAACAUCCUCAAAACCAAAGCGAUGGGCACUUCCAUCAGUCACCGAAUCCUCAUAGAAUAACACAAUCUGCAUCAGUUUGGGAGUUCUUUAUAAAGAAACCUGAACUUGAUUGUAGCAUCUAGUACAGCUACAUGCUUUAUGCCGGAUUUGUAUAGCAUAAUCUGCGAUUGUAACUUUGUAUAUUCUAAUUUUAUGCUUUACCUUAAAUCUCAAUCUCUUGGAGGGUUCAAGGAUGUAGUGACAGAUUUUUCUAUAAAGUGUAAACUGUGUUUUUAAACAUAGUCCAGCUUAAAUUUCACAGCCAGUAGGUAAAAUACAUCAUUUGUGUUAAAAUGAUGUUUUGAAUUUGUUUAAAUUAUCCAUUUGUGCUGUUUAAAAUGCAUUGUGCCCUCUGAGAGUUGUUUAUAGAGGGAUUCAGGACAGUAAGAUAAUUGAAUGCUAUUUGCAUGCAAAAACAUUAUUGGUUGUUGUGGUGGGCAUUUCAGCUUUCAUAAACGAACAUGGCCAGAAUUAUUUCAGAAUUCCUCAAUGGCAUUGAUUUGUCUAUAUGCAGUUUAUUUAAUUGUAUACCGUAUUUAAAGUAUAAGCAAAAAAGGUGCCCUCUGGGAGAAUUGACUGAUUUUGAAGCAUCUAUUGUACCAAUAGUAUAAAGACUUGGACUGAUUAGAUGCUUUUCACUGUAUGCAAUCAAUAAUUUCUUUCAGUGGUACACUGUUUCUGGAGCAGUAGUCGUGUGCAUUGCUAAUCUGUCAGUUUUUCAUUGUUUUCAAAGAGCAACUGUUUAUUAUGUUAAACAUUGGAGUUGAUUUAUCAAUUCGAGUUGCUUUUCAGUUUGAGUGGUGUGACAUUUUGUAAGACUUGUACUGUUUGUAAAAUACAUUCAUUUAUUGCCA
Messenger RNA from Pimephales promelas (fathead minnow), 3147 nucleotides. It is a transcript of the gene racgap1, whose product is annotated as Rac GTPase activating protein 1. Gene Ontology annotation, molecular function: GTPase activator activity. NCBI's taxonomy places the organism in Eukaryota, Metazoa, Chordata, Actinopteri, Cypriniformes, Leuciscidae. Gene Ontology annotation, cellular component: nucleus; cleavage furrow; spindle midzone. Gene Ontology annotation, biological process: Rho protein signal transduction; mitotic cytokinesis; mitotic spindle midzone assembly. The record is from RefSeq and is a predicted model, not a curated record.